CAUUCAAUGGUCAGAAGGCCGACAGAGGAAGGGCAGCGUCGUCGUCUUAGCUGGUUGUACGACUUCAUGGUUCGCCUUUUCUUCUAUCCGAGAACUCAAAAUUAUAACCGAGUUGUUACUGACUCGUCUGUCAUCCCGUAGCUCCUUAGCACCAAGUCUACUCUUCCUUCUCGUCAGUAUCUCGGUUAUUCUGAUCAGUUUAAAAGUAGUACUGCCGUUCCGCUCUGAUUAUUUAUUUUCCAUAGAAAUGCUGUUGACUUUGAAAAGUCCUCGGUAAUAAUUUCAUUUUUUUCCUAGAGCAGGGCUAGAAGUUGGUUGUGGUUCUCUCUCUGAACAAUCUCGUCGAUCGAUGCCUACCAAUUAGGCGGGACAAUAAUGAAAAAUGUUACACGCGUUCGCAUGCUCGACCAAUUAGCCCUUCUCUUAAUGCUUCCAUAUUUGUGGGGUCUUAUGCUGAUGUCCGAAAGAAGGAACAUAUGCAAUAUUCAAUGGAUACGGAGGUUUUCAUUUUCUUUGUGCCGUUUCCCCAAUCUCCAGUUCCUUAGGAUUGUGAAUGAAGUGUAGAGCUUCAUCACCUUCACACUCAUUUCGUAGAGUUACUACACAUGGAAUUCAA
This is a messenger RNA of Amoebophrya sp. A25, 616 nucleotides long. NCBI's taxonomy places the organism in Eukaryota, Dinophyceae, Syndiniales, Amoebophryaceae. The record is from the annotation of a GenBank genome assembly.